This is a messenger RNA of Marasmius oreades (fairy-ring Marasmius), 711 nucleotides long. RefSeq lists its product as uncharacterized. The coding region runs from base 1 to 711 and encodes 236 amino acids. Gene Ontology annotation, molecular function: ATP binding; RNA helicase activity; nucleic acid binding. The record is from RefSeq and is a predicted model, not a curated record. Gene Ontology annotation, cellular component: nucleolus. Lineage: Eukaryota; Fungi; Basidiomycota; Agaricomycetes; Agaricales; Marasmiaceae. The transcript has 3 exons.
AUGGAGGAUAUUGAUAGCGAGGGGAACGAUGCCUUCGAUAACGAGCCUGUCGAGACAGAACAAGUGCAUUUUGACUGUAAUUAUGUGCCUCAUCGUCUUCUGGAUAGCCUCUCCCUGCCGUACAGCAGAACAAGAUGGCAUUCUUUCGCCCUGCAUCCCCAACUGUUAGGCUCCCUCUCUCAAAACAAAUUUUCAUCACCUACGCCAAUACAAGAAAAGUCUCUCCCAUUGGCUUUAAAAGGGUGUGACAUUGUUGGUGUUGCUCAGAUGGGAUCCGGUAAAACCCUUGCGUAUGGCUUGCCUAUCUUGCAUAGACUGUUACAUGAUGGCCGACCGAAGAAGAAGUCCAAACGCCCGCUCCGUGCACUGAUAUUGGCUCCGACAAGAGAAUUGGCGCUGCAGGUCUCUUCACAUCUGAAUAUGGCUCUGAAUUCCUCGAGCACCAAUAUCAACGAAGAAGAGGAUGAGUGUUCCCUGAAAAAGAAUAAACGGAAAGGGAAAGACAAGGAAGUAUCUGAGGCUGAAGAGCCGACGUCUCAACCGCCCGGGAAGAAACCACCGCCGGUAGUUAGCAUCGCAGCGAUUGUAGGUGGGAUGUCUGCGCAAAAACAGAGACGAAUACUCAAUCGAGGAGUUGACGUUCUCAUUGCAACGCCUGGUCAUUUGUGGGAUAUCAUGCAGGAGGAUGACAUACUUGCGAAGGAGAUCUGA